Molecule: messenger RNA, 1047 nt
Organism: Penicillium maclennaniae
Lineage: Eukaryota; Fungi; Ascomycota; Eurotiomycetes; Eurotiales; Aspergillaceae
Product: isopenicillin N synthase family dioxygenase
Exons: 6
Coding region: 1-1047 (348 amino acids)
Molecular function (GO): dioxygenase activity
Source: RefSeq, a predicted model, not a curated record
AUGGUGGAAACCUUUUCAACGGUGCCCAAGGUUGAUUUUUCCCGUCUUAAAGACCCCAGUACCAAGGAUGACGAGCUUUUAAAACUUCGUGAGGCCAUCUUCGUGGUGGGAUUUCUCUAUCUGACCGAUACUGGUUUGGAGGAUCUUUUUCGUCGAGCCCACGAGGCACUGCCAGCCCUGUUUGCACUACCAUCAGAGGUUAAAGAGAAAUGCAACAUGAUCAAAUCUCCGUCCUUUCUUGGAUAUACUAGGCUCGGCGCUGAAACAACAGCAGCCAGGACUGAUCUCCGCGAGCAAUUUGACUUUGGCACCCCAGGAAUGAAGGUCUGGUCAAGUCAGGAUCCAUUCUGGCAACGACUUGAAGGGUCCAACCAGUACCCGGACUAUCCUGGCGUGCAAACACUCGUUGAGGAAUAUUUCGCUGCCAUCGAUGAGCUAGCACAGAGCUUUGUGCAUCUAGUCGCGGAAUGCCUAUGCCUGCCUGCCAAUACUUUUGACCAGUUCAGAGGUAACAUGAGUCGACUGAAGUUUGUUAAAUAUCCGCAAUCCGCGCCCGGGUCCCAAGGCGUUGGCCCGCACAAGGAUUCUGCAGGCCUGUUCACGUUUCUUUCACAGGAUGAAUCGGGCGGACUGCAGGUCCUCAACAAGAACGGUGAAUGGGUGGAUGUUCCUCCAGUCGAUGGAAGCCUUGUGAUCAAUAUACAACAAGGAUUUGAGGCUAUCACAGGAGGCGCCUGUGCCGCUACCACUCACCGUGUCGUCGCACCUACAUCCAGGACACGUUACAGUAUUCCCUAUUUCCUCGGAGUUCGGUUGGACCUGACUUUGGAUACAUUGAAGGAAUCGGCCGCUCACAUUGUGUCCUCCAUUCCCACCGCGGACAACCACAAGAAGCGCGCGAUCGAUGUCCCGAGUGAAUUCAUGUCACCUCUUUAUGCCUGCUUUGGGGAGGCGCAUCUAAGAAACCGCAUCUUGAGUCACCCCGAUGUGGGACAACGAUGGUAUCCAGAGCUGUAUUCCAUGUAUUCCCAGCAGUCUCCCAAGUAG